Molecule: messenger RNA, 14232 nt
Organism: Paramuricea clavata
Lineage: Eukaryota; Metazoa; Cnidaria; Anthozoa; Malacalcyonacea; Plexauridae
Source: the annotation of a GenBank genome assembly
AUGGCCGCCGAGGGAAGAGUGAUAAAAUAUGAAUGUAAGUUUGUGUCUAUUUUUUGUUGUUUUUUUAAAUAAAUGUAGAUUAUUAAAAAGGAAUUAUUUCUUAUAGAUCUAGACCACACGGCUGAUGUGCAGUAAGAGUUAUUGAAUUGAUUAUUUUUCAGGUUUUUUUUGUUUAUAAAAUUAGUGUAAUUAACAUCUUGUUUUGUAUUAUACGUUUACAUGUAUUGUUGAUAGUUGACAGGUUAGAUAUUAACGUGUAGUCCAGUGUAGUCCAGUGUAGGUAGUAUUAUGCAAAAUCUGCCAUGAUUUGUGUUUUGAGUUUCAAAAUGCUAAUCUUUGGAGUCUCUGAGUCUUGAGUUGAGUUUCAAAAUGCUAAUCUUUUGUCUUUAAUAAUAUACUAUUUGUGUCUGCCUUCGUUUUAUCCUACGUGUGACCCAUUGAGUGCCAGCACCAUUGAGUGCCAGCGGCUAUAUAGUGACUAUAUAGUUAAAUAUGAAAACUUUUGUUUGCGGUAGUUGUUGGUGAGCUUGGCGUUAGCAUAUAUGGUGCUGCAUGCGGAAAGUGAAACACAGUCCGGUUGGGUUGUGUUUUGUCUGACUUAGCUUUUUUUAAAACUUUUUAAAUUUUUUUCCCGCCUAUAUGACUUAAAUAUUGUGUAAAUACCACUGUUAAUACUGAUAUAAUUAAACCUACCUUUUAGAUUACAUGCUUGUAUCUUUUUGCAAUUGAAGACUGGAAAUUAGUUCUUUGUUUGUGGGGCUUAGGGUUUAAAAAGGUUGAACAGGGUUAGGUUUAGAAUAAUUUGGAAAAAUGUAGAUUGAUAGGGAUACAAUUGCAAUGAAAAAUACAAGCAGAACUUCAGAAUUAGGUCAUGAUUUGGAACCGCAGUAAUUGGCUUACCGCUGUUGCCGACACCCUGCCAGAUAAAUGAAUUUUAUGUUCUAAUGUAAGUGUUGGCAAAGCUAAUAAAUAAAAUAAAUGUCCAUCCAAAUGACAGGCAAUCAAACAACUUGUGAACGAUUUUUUUCCUAUCAGAAUGAUUGUAGCAAGAAAAACUGAACGGUAAUUCAUCUUUCGAGUCUUAAACAAACUGUCUCUAAACUUGAUCAAUACAUUAAAAUAGCCAUUUUUGUUAUACCUGCCUGUCAACUGAAAUCCCAAAAUUAUGUCAUUGCAUUGACUGUCAAUGGGAAUUUAGCUGAUUAUUGCAUUAUUGGUACUUACAAGUAUUCAGAAGCUGUCACAGUUAUAAUCAGUUUCAGGAUGAGUAAGGUCAGAAUAGGGCCUAGGUUCUCGGGCUUAUAGAAUCAGAUUCAAGACUUGAUUCAGAAAUAAGUUUUGUUUUGUUUGUUCUAAGUUAGAUUGUUUAGAAUCUCUGGAGAAAAUGUUUCCUUAAUAUUACAUAAGGGGGUGAUGACCUCAAAGAAGCAUUUGAACAGGUAAGCCAUCAUUGAUAUUGGUGGCCAGAGCUGCUGUGAGGGGGUGGGGCAAGGGGGCACUGCUACUGGCCCCCAGCUCAAAAGCAGUGAUGGCCCUUUGUUGAUACAAUUAAAAACUUAAAAUUUUUUAUUGCUAAAAAUGAAUCUUAGCUGUGUUAGUGCAGUAUAAUAUGUAAUAAUGAAGUGUAAUAUAGUGUAAAACACCUAUUCUCCUGUUUUACAAUUAUGAUGUCAUAUUUUUGCCCUGCCCUUGUUGGUGGCUAGCUAGGUUAUAUUAUGUAGUGGAAUCAGCUGGUUACCUCCGCCAGGAGGUUAUGUAAUCAUCUGGGUUUGUAUGUGUGUGUGUGUGUGUGUGUGUGUGUGUGUGUGUGUGUGUGUGUGUGUGUGUGUGUGUGUGUGUGUGUGUUUGUCUGUGAGCACAAUAACUCAGGAAAUACCAAACAUAUUCAUACGAAAUUUUUUGAGUGCAUUUCCCAUCGGCUAAGGAAGAACUGAUUAAAAUUUGGUUGAAUUUGGUUAAAAAUUGAACGAGAAAUGAACAAAAUUUUGUCUUGCUUUUCCCGGUCAAUUAAAAAAUAUUACUGAAUGCGUAAUUAGGACGUGUAUAAUUUAUGCACGCAGUACUAAGACAAUGAGAUGAUAAACCUCAUUAAGCUUCGGCCUUCAUUAUCUAUUGUCUUAGUUGCAUUUCACGCGACCGAAAUUCAAUGUCUAAAACAAGGCUUACAGAGUUACGCAUUAUUACGUUCAGCAAAGUGCCAGUCCAUUCAAAUUCUAACAACAUUAGAUUACUUCAAUACAGGGUGUAUAAAAAGAAGGCAACCUCGGAAUUUCCCAAGAAAUCGACAUUGUUUUAAAGACAAAAGAUUUUAGCUGCCUGGGAAUUUAAAAUAGCACAACUGUGAAAAUUACUGUACGCGCGAGUGCAUAAAGCAAAAUUUGUGCAUUUAUUUAAUGACACUUAAAAAGUUUUUAUUUUACAAGUACUGUACAGUACAACAACAGUAAUAUGUUCUAUUAGCAAUUCGAUUUCAAUUCGCGGGGGCCUGAAAUCUUUUAUGCUUAAGAAUUAUAAAGUGGAUUUCUUAGGAAAUUCCAAGGUUGCGUUUCACUUCCGAGUAACGGGCGGAGGUAUGCAGUCUCUGAGUGCCCUCUAGUUUUUUUAUGUGUUUCAUGGGUUCAAAACAAAGUUGAUUAUUUCUCGGUUAGAGCAGGAUGAAUAUUAUUCUUUAAUGAAGGAAAUAAUAUUGCUUUUUGCAAAUACACAUCACAGUAUCAAAGCUACUAUUUUGUUACGUUUUGUUCCAAAAAUGUUGGACGUCUCCGGGGAGUUGCUUGUUAUGUCUUUACUUAUGGAGUUGUAUGCCUAGUUUGAUUUUGUUUUAUUCUCAGUUUAUUCUGAACUUGCCAAGAUUAAGAAAGGCAAAAGAGUUUGGGUGUUCUUAACAAGAUUUCAGAACGUUGCAGAAGUUAGAAAAUUCAUUCAAUGUGAAGUUAGAAAAUUCACAAUUCCAUUGUGACAGCAUGCCCUAAUUCAGAACUACGAACGAACGAUCCAUGACGAUCCUUCGUGAUGCAGUGGUCUCAUGAAAUAAGGAAACGUAUUCGUGCCAGGAACACACGCGGAUUUCGGACGAAUAAAUCUUGGUUGUAUAAUAAUACUUUGUUUCACAAUAAACAAUUUGUCAAGUGUCAUUUAUUUACUGGUAAUAGUGCAUGUUUCAGUCGGGCAAAUCUUGGUUAAUAUUUGAUACGCCGUUUUUUGCAUAUUUCAGACACAUCCAGGAAUAUGCUCCCGAUUUUAAACACUAAUAUCUCCGUGAAUUUAUAUAUAUAUAUAUAUAUAUAUAUAUAUAUAUAUAUAUAUAUAUAUAUAUAUAUAUAUAUAUAUAUAUAUAUAUAUAUAUAUAUAUAUAUAUAUAUAUAUAUAUAUAUAUAUAUAUAUAUAUAUAUAUAUAUUGAGGAGCGUAAUAGGCCUAGCUUUCAACUGUAGGCCUAUUACGCUCCUUCACUUCGGUGUUGUUGAGCACUCUGCGGAGUUGUUAAUGGGUGUCUAUUAGCGAUAAUGCAAAGCUCACUUCCCUUGUGGUCGUUUGAGCACUCUGGCCCCAUUACGCUCUGCGCAUGUCUGGAUGCGUUGAGUCACCGUGUUCUACCACAUGCCUUGGUGAGAGCAAGUUCAUGGGAUACGAAUACGAGUGCCCCACGUAUUUAGACGUGUACCAAGCUGCACUGACGAGGCGUUGAACGCCGAAACAUGCAUGUCUGCAGAUUGUACUAUAUAUAUAUAUAUAUAUAUAUAUAUAUAUAUAUAUAUAUAUAUAUAUAUAUAUAUAUAUAUAUAUACACACACACACACACACACACAUAUAUAUAUUUAAUUGAGGGGGGCCUAAAUGUCUUUGCCCCCCCCCCCACACUUUUUAACAAUGGUCAAUAAUAAACCACAAAGUUAAGACCAAAUAAAAAAAUAGUAGGUUAGCGUCCCUAGCUUUUGCCAAAAGGUGGGCGGGCGGGUUUUUUUAUAUAUACUUAUUUUUAACGCCUUGGUCCGAAACUGGAUUUUCUUGCGCAAUACAGAUAUUUUUUAAUAUAUUCAAAAUAGGAUUCAUACUGUCAUUUUCGCCCGCAAUUUAUUAACACAAUUGACUACAGUCAACAGAAAUACUGCAUAUAUUAGAGCCCGUUGAUCAAUAAAAGUUGGGUUUUAUUUUAAUUAAAUAAAAAAUUUAAAAAAAUCCUGAGCGUGGCCGUUAUUUUGGGUGGGCGAGGACGCUAACCAACUAUUUUUUUUCUGUGGCCUACAUAAUUGAUAUUUUUCAGUUACGCGUGUAGACAAAACAAUUUGAGAUAUUUUAUGACAUUUUGUUACUGUGUAAAUCUCCUUCUAAAGUGUAGGAAAUGGCAUUUCAGAGGCUCUAGAUUUAAUUUUUUCCGGGGGGGGGGGCAUGCGUUCGGACCGCCCAUUGAAUGUCAACCGCCAUGAAUAAAAAUCCAUGUUAAUUUACACGAGCUUUUGCUUUGAUUUUCUCGGUUUAGACAAAGUUUAUUUUAAAAAUUAUUUUAUUUUAGUAAAAAAAUAUUUUGUUCAGAAUUUAUUAGAUUUUUGUUGUGCUGUUCUUAUCCCCGAGGCAACGGCGUGGAGCGCCGUUCGGGGCGUAACCCCGGGCGAGGGUACUAAUUCCGCCUGGCUAUUUACACCCGGGGAAAGAAACGCACUAGCGAAGUCUAAAGUUCAUCAAAUAUUGCGGGCGCAUGGUGUAUGGGUGGUUAUCUUACUUAUCUCAAAAUAUGGCUGUUUGCCAGGAGUGAAGGAGGCAAAAUAUUAAAAAAAGUAAGAAAGAUUGCAUGAGAAUCGUGUCACAUAACAAAUUGUAAAACUUUUUUCAAUUUUUAAACGUAAAUAUUAAGAAUUGAUUUUAGUAUGAGAAAUCCUAAAGUAUAGAAAAAGUUUAUUUCAAAUGUUUAUAUAUGACUUUCUAUUAUUAUAGAGUUUGUUUUUGUUGUUCAAGUCUUUCCUAUGCAUUGCGUGCGAAAGUUUCUUAGUUAAAUUAACUUUUUUAGAAGUUCAUGAUAAAAAGGAGAGCAAAUUAUUUUCAGAGCAUCCUGUAUGAAUUGAAUUUAUUUCAUUUCAAAGUGCGAGUAUAAGUUGAAUGAAGCUCAAGUUGAAUAGUUUAUCGGCAUAAAAGCAGUUAAUUUCAAUUAUUAUACAUUGUAGUUGGCAAAAGCAAUUUGAUUGGCUAAGAGCUUACAGUUAAAUCGCACAAUCACGCAACCUACACAAAAUUCAGUUAUCUGCAAGCAGAUAACUGAGUUAUCUGCAAGCAGAUAACUGAGUUAUCUGCAAAUGAGUGUGCAUUUCAUCAUCACAUUUCAUAUGAGUGUGCAUUUCAUAAUUGUAAUGUUUACUUUAACAAGUAAAUUCGUAAAUGUCUUACGAUAAUAUGAUUCUUUUAUAUUUGUAAUUAAUUUAACUGUUGGACUUCCAGAGACUUGUUUAUAGAAAGUUUUUACUUGAACAGCUUUGCCAGAAAUAUAUUGAAUAUAAUUGAUGUAUUAUUGGGUGUGGCUAUGAUUUCGUAAAUAAAGAUUUUCAUCCGUUAAUACUAUUCUUAUUAUUCGUUAAUACUAUUCUUAUUAUGCGUUAAUACUAUUAUUAUUAUUCUUCAAAUGUAUAAUAAAACAAUUAUUGAAUUCGGUUUUUGCGAUAUGCAAAAUUAUCAAGGUCUCAGUAAGCGUUAUCAGCCUCGCCUUCGGCUCGGCUGAUAACGCUUACUUCGACCUUGAUAAUUCCGCAUAUCACAAAAACCUCAUCCAAUAAUUGUUUAUUCGCAUUUAAAAACGUUUGACGAAGAGUUUCGUGUUGAAUUUUACAUUAAAAUGAAGUCCAUAGAAAGCAAAAUAAUAUACCUACUUAUAUAUUUUAGAAAUUGAUAGUUCUGUAUUAGAAAGUGUUCAAGUUUUAUUUUUUUUUUUCAGUUUUAUACAAAAAAUUAAAAAAAAAACAAUUAUCAUGGCUAACAUGACAUGAGCAACGCGAGCCUGCGUUCAGUGUUGGCGUAAUUAUGAAUAUAGUUCAUGUUGACACAUGUUUGGAAAAUAUUGGCGAGGGGUUGUUGCAUGCAUGCAUGUAUUUCUAGUAUGGCAUUACUUCACUCGGAAGUGCACUGUGCCAUUUGAAAUUUUUAAUAUAAUAAUAAGAGUUCUCUUGUCAGCGACCGCGAAAAUUAUUCAUAUUGCUUCAUAUACGAAAAGCCAACGAAUUCUCACCACUUACUUUUCAGUUACCAAUUGUGAUGAUCUAUCUUGUGGUGAAAACGAAAUUUGUGUUGAAGUUGGCAAUACAUAUGAAUGUGUUUGUCAUUCUGAUUACGAGGGAGAAAACUGUGAAGAUAAAAGUUAGUGCUUAAACCUCAAAAGUCUCUUUUGAGUGUUUUUCAUUAAAACUGCAGGUUUCCACAUGGUCGUAAAAAUAGAGUGACGAACUUUCGCAACGGAAAGUUCAUAAUAGUUUAUACCGGUAAACCACAUAUAAGUCAUAAGUAUUUUCUAGAUCUAAUUACUCCACGGAUUUUUAGUUCUAAAAUGUUGUAUUUCGUGACUCAAUCGCUGCGAUCAUAUGGAAACCAGGCUUUAGAAAUCGUAUGACAACGAACCUGCCUUUGCUAACAGAACUCACUAUGGGGGCUGAUCUUUUCUAGGGGAUAUGGAGGGGGGGGGGAGGGAAUUUAACGUUUCCCAGCAUUUUUAGUGCAAAGUUCCUUUGCACUAUUGUUAUGAGAAAAAUUCAAUCCAGGAGCGAUGGGGGGAGCUUGCAAAAUAGUUCUUAUUACGUUUUCUAGAGCGUCGUGACGUUCAGCCAACUAAUCGUUUAUAGAUGUUUAUAGAUGGUACAUGUUCUUACUUAUUUUUUCCAACAUUUAGAGAAGCUACAGCCACAUUACUGUUACAUUUCAACCACUUGUUAUUAUAUGAUUUCCCCCCUGCAACAUAAAUACCCUUGAAUUAAUACACAUGCUCUCGUAUAUUAUUAAAUAUAAUUUUACAAAGGCGGGCAUGGACGAGCGGUGACUAUUAAGCGGCGGUGCGAAAUCGUGUAGACUCAUAGGCGUACGGGAAGGAAAAAAUUAGGGGGGGGGGGCAGAAAGAAAUUUGCCCGACUUUUUCUAAUUGUGCCCGACAAGUGCCAAAAAAAUUUUUCCGGAACAAUUUGUUUUGGUGACCUCUCCCCCCCCGGUCAGUGUACCAUUUUAAGGGUCAAAAUAUUUUUCGGACAUAAAAAAAUUUUUCGAAACGUGAAACAAAUUUUCCCCAAAUCGAAAAAUUGACAUAAUUUCCCUCAAAAUUUGCAGAAUUUGUCCCAUUUUUUUCUAUCAUAACCAAAUAUUACCCGACUGUAAAGCGAAUGUUGCCCAACUGGCUUUGUUUGCCCAACAAACUGGGGUUAUUAUUAAGAGAGAUUUUCUUGUUUUGACUACGUUUUGCCCGACUUUUGCCCGACUUUUGUUGAACAUUUGCCCGACUUUUCGACUUUGUAAUCUGUUUGGGGGGGAGGCAGUUGCCCCCCCCCCCUGCCCCCCGUCCCGUACGUCUAUGUGUAGACUAGAGUGUAUUAGAAUUGAGGUUAAUAGUUUUAUGAGAAAAUCUUCGAGAUUCUUGCAAUAUAUAACUUGAUGUUAUGCAGUACGGGCAUUCAAUUAAGUGCCAAUAUUAUUUUGACGGUAGCUAUAUUCAUUAUACAGAGCUAGGAAGGAGCGACACAGUGUUGUUUUCAAAUGUAUAAACAUUUCAGACGUAAAUUUUGAGAACAUCUUCGCGAUACUAUCCAAUAUAAAUAAAUCGAUUUUAUGCAUUACGGGCACUUAAUUAAGUGCCAAUAUUAUUUUGACGCCAUAUUCAUUAUGCAGAGCUAGGAAGGAGCGAGACAGUGUUGUUUUCAAAUGUAUAAACAUUUCAGAUUUGAAUAUUGAGAAAAUUGUGAGGUUUUCGAUCAUUACAAAAAUCUUUGAGAUUCUACGCAAUAUAUAAAUUGAUGUUAUGCAUUACCGGCAUUCAAUUAAGUGCCGAUAUUAUUUAGGCUGUAUAUUCACUUUACAGCGACUGUAUAAGGUGCUACACCACAGAAUAGAUGGCUACACUCAGACACUCAGUGCACUGAAACCACAUAAGCCUGAAAAAACUGUGUGUUGAAACCACACAUACAGCACGUGCGUGUUUGGCUCUCUAAAUAUAGAAAUGAUUAUAGGGUUCACAGGACAUGGUGAAAAAGACGGAGUGCGGAGUACGGAGUCCGUCAAAACAUAGUUUAUUUUUCCUAAAGAUUCGAUUUUAAUGAGAGUCCACGUUUUCCACUUUAUGUCCCCAUACACAAAGUGUCUUUUGCAAUUUGAAACUUUGCACUAUCCUUGGAUCCCUAGUUACCGAAGAAUGCGUUGAAUUCAACCCAGGGUCUCUCUUAACAUAUAGACUGGGGGAGGGGGAGACAUGUCCCCUCAGUCCCCUUACUGCCCCCUCCAGUCGGCAAUUUUGUCCCCCCCCCCUCUCAUUGCAAGGUCCCUAAGAACUACCUGUAGUUGGUGGUCAAGCAGCAAUUACAUAUCAAAGUGAGAAAAUGAUGUUAAGCUGUUAUAUCAUUUCUGAAUUUGACCAUCAUCUGCAGGCCCGUAACUAGCUAUGAGUCAACCGAGUCAGUUGACUCGGUAGGAAUUUGGGAACUGAAAUUUAAACAUCGCCAGAAGCAUAAACCAUGGCUGAAAUAAUUUUCUCGUCGAAAAAGGCAUGAAAUGGCAUUUUAGGACGAAAUUCUAGUGUAGUUUUUCAAACAAAGAUACUCAAAAGAGACCACCCUAUCUUGCUCUUCAGUGACACUGAGAAGACGAAUGCGUCGAUGUCAAGAACCCCGAUACAUGUAAUGCAGUACUGUAGAAAUUGAAGUAUGGUGAAUGAUAAUACUACACCACACACAUUUUCAUUACCGCAUCACAUCAUGUUGCCUUAUUGAGACUGGAUUACAUUUGGGAGUUUGUAAAAUUGCAGUAAUUGUGUCACUGUUUAUAAGUUUAAUUUCUUGUUGGACCACUCCUCAAAAUGCUGGAAAUACCUUAUCUGAGCCUAGACAUGCAGCCCGCACCUUCAGUGGUCGACUUGGUUGUCUCAGAUUCCUAAUUACGGGCCUGAUCUUACGGGUCUGAUGCUGCCCUAUGACAUAUACUUAUUGGUUAAUAUACAUAUUCAUAUAUAUAUAUAUAUAUAUAUAUAUAUAUAUAUAUAUAUAUAUAUAUAUAUAUAUAUAUAUAUAUAUAUAUAUAUAUAUAUAUAUAUAUAUAUAUAUAUAUAUAUAUAUAUAUAUAUAUAUAUAUAUAUAUAUAUAUAUAUAUAUAUAUAUAUAUAUAUAUAUAUAUAUAUAUAUAUAUAUAUAUAUAUAUAUAUAUAUAUAUGCAGGUAACUGUGCAGUGAUGCAGACUUGCAGACUGUAACUUCUCCAGGUCCCCCGCGAAAUAUGCCCCCCCCCCCAGUUAGUUUUGUUAGCAUAUUAUUCCCAGUGUUAGCCCAAAUUUCCAUGUUUUUGUAAAUAUUUUUUGGGCUCUGGUGUAUCUAAUGUUAUUUCUUAUGGGGAAAGAUCUCUACUUUGUUUGGAGAGUAUAGUGGUUUUUAUUAUUUGAUUAAAAUUAACAGUAACGAAAUGCAAAAUAUUUUGACAACAUGUAUAUAUGCUUCAUAUGUAACAUAUAUAACUACUCUGAAGUAACGUUACUGUAACAUACCUAUUCUUGUUUUUAAUUUUUUCUUUGAUUUCUUUUUGGAGAAGCGUUUCAAAUUUUUCAUGUUGAAUUAGUGAAUGUAUAUUUAAUUAACUAAUUAAUUAAGGCUUUUUUAUUUGCUUUAGUUGAAGCGACAUGCAAGGCUCGGGGAGAUCCACAUUAUACGACAUUUGAUGGAAGACGUUAUGACUUUAUGGGUAGAUGUGAAUAUGUUCUGGCUGAAGACCGUGUAAACAACACAUUUGAAAUAAGACAAACAAAUGAACCAUGUGGAAAUGGAGUACCUACAUGUACAAGAUCAUUAAUAGUAAUCUUCCCAAAUAUUACAAUUGAACUCCGAAGAGGAAUGACUUUGGUCAAUGGUGGAGAAGUCAUGUUGCCAGUUAAUUAUGGAGGUAUAAGAAAACAUUGAACUUUAAGUGCUACGUUUCAUUAUAACAAAUAGAUUCUUAUAACAGUUUUGCUUGUGGAAAUAUCACGUAAAUUUAUUACUGCAAAAUAAAUAGAUUCUUGUUUGCAAAAUUACACAGUAAUACACAUGCAAAAUUGCACUGGGCACUAUGCUAACUACGCUAUGCUACACCAUACUGAUAAGUAUAGAACAUAUACACUACACCACACCACACUAUACUACACAACACAACGCUACGCUACACUGCAACAUAACACAGCACAACAACACAGCACAGCACAACACAACACAAUAGAACACAAUAGAACACAACACAAUAGAACACAACACAAUAGAACACAACACAAUAGAACACAAUAGAACACAACAUAAUACAAUAGAACACAACACAAUAGAACACAACACAAUAGAACACAACACAAUAGAACACAACACAAUAUAACACAACACAAUAGAACACAACACAAUAGAACACAACACAAUAGAACACAACACAAUAGAACACAACACAAAUCCAACCCAACAAAACAAUUUACGGCACGACAUGACGUAACAUCAUGCAUGAUAUGACGUGACAUGACAUGGCAAGGCAAAAAGAUCUUAGUAUAGCAUCAGUAUAUUAUAUGGACAAUAGCGUUUUACUGGAAACUAAAACACUCAUAGAACUCAUACUUCACUAAAUCCGGGACCAGAUGCGCGUAUUUUCCCUAUUUCACCCGUGCGAGUGGCAUACGAAAUUCGAAAAUUUCCAUAUCUUCUCGCAACCGUCUAAUAUCCUCUAUAUAUUACGCAGGAUGUUAAUAUUACACAACCUGACGAGGCUAUGAUCGUAGUAACAUAACAUAGUGUAUAAUAAGACUACAAAUCUUUUGAUUUUUUACAAGGUGUCAACAUCACUGAACGUGAUUUUCAAAAUACAGCAAAUACAAUGGUAUCAAGUGAUUAUGGUGUGACGGUCUUCUGGAACAAUGUUUAUAAUGUACGAGUGACAGUUCGAGGUCGGUAUUUAAACAGAACAUCAGGAUUAUGUGGUACAUAUAAUAACAUGGAAGAUGACGACUUCUGGGCACGCAAUGGUACAAUUGUAACUAAUCCAGUGGAAUUUGGAAAUACUUGGAAAGUUGAUCCUGACUGUGAUGAUGCAAUUGAAGUACCAAAUCCCUGUGACGCCAACUCAGACAGAAGAUGGAUAGCACAAGCCAACUGUUCAACGUUACUCAGACCUCCUUUUAAUGAGUGUUCAAGUCAUAUAAAUGCCACUGAAGAGGGAUAUAUUGCUGAUUGUGAAUAUGAUAUGUGUGCUUGCGAGGAUGAUCCUGUUGUUUGUUAUUGUCAAGCUCUCGAGGCUUAUGCUGAUGAUUGUGCUUUCUUUGUUGAUAUACAGUGGCGUGCAUUGGACGAAUUUGCAAUUUGUCGUAAGUGUCCAGAUUUUAUUAACUUCUUAUUAACCGAACGCGAGGUCUGUACAGAGAAAUAUUGGACCGAGGUCUUUUUUGUUCAGACCGAGCCCGUACAGCGAGGCUUGUACAAAAUGACCGAGGUCCGAUAUUUCUCUGUACAUACCAAGCAAGCAAGGUUAAUAAAAAAUUAUUAUAUGGCAUUUAUAGGCAUUUAUACUUGAAACAAACAAGAUCUAGAAAUGCAUGAUUUGAAAUUCAUAUUAGUAGCGUGGUACACACUUGGCCGAAGAAAACAAAAAAUACCAAUGCAUUCCUUCUUUUCCACUAUAAAUCAUUCACAUAUAUCUUAUCAAUGACAAAUUAAUUUAUAAUUUUACUUUUAAAUUAAUAAAUUAAUUUUUGAGGUUGAUUAUCAAUUAGUAAAAAAUUGGUGUAACAGUUAUUAUAACUGUUGUUUUUAUCUUCUUGUAUUACUGUUACUUUUAUUCUUCGUCUUAGCCGUUACUCCUAUUCCUAUUAUUGUGCUGUUGUUGUUGGCGUUACUGUUACGUAUACUGGUACUGUUUCUGUUACUCAUACUGAUACUGUACAGCUACUAGUAUACUGCUACUGCUACUGCUACUGCUAUUGAUACUGCUACUGCUACAGCUACUGCUACUGCUACUGUUACUGUUACUGUUACUGUUACUGUUACUGUUACUGUUACUGUUACUGUUACUGUUACUGUUACUGUUACUGUUACUGUUACUGUUACUGUUACUGCUGCUGUUACUGCUACUGUUACUGUUACUACUACUGCUACUACUACUGUUACUGUUACUGUUGCUGUUACUGUUACUGUUACUGUUACCGUUACUGUUACUGUUACUGUUACUGUUACUGUUACUGUUACUGUUACUGUUACUGCUACUGCUACUACUACUGCUACUGUUACUGUUACUGUUACUGUUACUGUUACUGUUACUACUACUGUUACUGUUACUGUUACUGCUACUGUUACUGUUACUGUUACUGUUACUGUUACUGUCACUACUACUGCUACUGCUACUACUACUGUUACUGUUACUGUUACUGUUACUGUUACUGCUACUGCUACUGCUACUGCUACUACUACUGCUACUGUUACUGUUACUGUUACUGCUGCUGUUACUGUCACUGUCACUGUCACUGUUACUGUUACUAUACUGUUACUGCAUAGUAUUACUGUUACUGUUACUGUUACUGUUACUGUUACUGUUACUGUUACUGCUACUAUUACUCCUACUAUUACUGCUACUAUUACUGCUACAUUUACUUCUACUGUUACUGCUAUUGCUACUGUCACUAACACUUUACUGGUACUAGUGCUGAUACUGGUACUUGUAUCAGUGUUGUUACUUGAAACAUUGCUGUUGUUGGAAAUAUUACUGUUUCUGGUGCUGAAACUGAUAAAUAUACAAGUGCUGGUACUAAUAUUGUUACAGUUACUAGCAGAAGUCCGGGUACUUAUAAUGUUACGGUUACUGGUACUACUAGAAUUGGUGCAUGUGCUGUUUCUGGCGCUGUUAAUGGAACUAGUGCUGUUACUAUUACUAUUAAUGGUAGUAGGCUGCUACUAGUACCGGUGGUGUUGCUGCUGAUUUUGUUGUUGCUGUUGCCAAUACUAUUACUGAUAUUGGUACUUGUAAUGUGAGUUAAAGUUGAGUUACGUGCUUUUCUUUAGUUGAUUUUCUUUAUAUGCUACUUUGUUUGUGCAGACCUGAACAUUGUAAUGUUGCAAACGCUUUAUCUGAUUAAUUUGUGAUUGGCGGUUCUCGUUACUAACUUUCAUUUAUACUAACUUUCAUAGGUACCCCAUGUGCCAGUGCUCCAUGUUUUAAUGGUGGGUCUUGCAGAAAUAUUGAUAAUACAACAUUUGAGUGUACUUGCCCAUUCGGUUUCUUAGGUGACAGAUGUGAACUUGAAGGUAAAAAAGUUGUUUUUGUCUUCAUAUCUCUUGGAUGGGUUCGUGCAUUAUGCGAAAUUGACAUUUUGUGUAUCUGGUUCGACAGUACUAAUAGUACAUGGUUUAUUAUAGACGAAAUCUAUAGUAUUUGUUCUAUCCAGCGAAAUUCCAAAAUCUCGAUAUUUACCCAAUUUUCCUUGUGCUGGCAUCGCUCAAUGAUAAAAACAUGAAUUUGUGGUUAUUGCUCAGCAAUUUGCUUACACCAGUGCGCUGGAGUGACAUAACCAUAGAUUAGAUUCCUGCCUGAGAUACCCUGGUUAGGUGUAUAUAAAUUUGCAUUUGAAGUUACCUCUACAAAAAACCCAUGUACUUUAAUACAAAAUUGCUUUCUUUUUCUUCAGACCUUUGUCAAGUACCAAUUCUCUAUUAUGCUAACAGUUCUACAAUCAAUACUUACAACACCAAGGCAGGUGAUCUUUCACCAAAGUUUUUCUUGAGAUCUCCUGAUGCUCAACUGGUCUACGACAAACAUAAUCGUCAAAUUUUAAUGUAUGCAUCAGGCACAACAUUAUCCAGAGUAACUUUGGAUGGCUCAAAUAUAACAACCUUGGUGACAAUGGAAGAGCAUAUUCGGCGGUUUACGUACGAUGGUCGUCGUAAUAUUAUAUAUUAUCUUCAUGACGCAAGUGAAGCUAUUCACAUGUUAAACCUGACAAGUAUGGAAGAUAUGGAAGUUGGUGCUCUGGCUCAUGUUUCUAGCAUUAAAGAUCUUGACAUUGAUGUAUUGAAUGAGUAA